Messenger RNA from Ostertagia ostertagi, 1926 nucleotides. The record is from the annotation of a GenBank genome assembly. Lineage: Eukaryota; Metazoa; Nematoda; Chromadorea; Rhabditida; Trichostrongylidae.
GAGGCUGCAACCUCCCAACCUAGUGCUCCGAGCGACGAGAAAGUAGCUGAUGCUCAAGCGACCACUACAGCGCACCCAGAGGCACAGAACAGAGCUCAGCACUACAGUCUUCGGAAUCGACCACGAGUCAACUAUGACAUGCUUCACAGAGGAGGAUUACUACCGAUUCUUUGUUUCAUGAGCAUACUGACACUCGGCACUGGAACAUUUGCCAACCCAACGAAGCCUCCCAUAACAAUGGGAAUGGACUCCACAAGCGGAACUAUUCAGUGCACAGCUGGAGGAGUUCUUAUCACAACGAGAAACGUAAUGUCAUACGAACUGUGUGCUGAAGGAUACUGUAUCGUUCGGGAUAACCCACCGGCUAUGGAAACACUUCAUCUACCACCCGAGAUCACACUACAUGAGCACACGAUCCACUGGAAAGCUUCCAACGGGAAAAAAUUGAAGACCAUAGAAACGACAUGCCCGGCAGGACCAUUUUGCUCAAGAGUAGACUGCUGGUUCUGCACCGCCAAUGUGUUUAACCCGGAAUGCCAACCCCGCACCGCGAUUAUCACUAUGACGGUUAUCAUCUACAUAGCAGUAGCCCUUCUCUAUACGAUCUGUUACAUACCAGUGGUGAUUGGGCACCCCUGCAGAGUCUUCUUUCACGGCUGUCAGCUAGUGGUAACUUUCGUUUGGGGGAUCGUACAAGCCCUCGUUCAGCUUCUUCGACGAAACGGAGCCAACCAACAACGAAGACGUCCAUCACGAUCAGGAUUCAUACCACUAGUGCUGAUCUUUGGCUUACUCUGCUUAGGACACUGCUGUCAGGACGUAGACAUUUUGGAACACAAAACAAUGGUCUGCUCCAUGUCUACAGGACGUCGUUCCCUCUGCAAAAUCGACGUGACCGAGCUAAUCAAGCUCAAUACCUUCAACAAAGAGGCAUGCUUUCGCCUCUACCAUCUCGGACACCUCGUCAAAGAAAUCCGAUUGCAAUGGAUCAAGCUGAAAUUGACGUGUAAAAAAGAAACGACGAUGUUCACACUAUCCGUCACGACAUACGGAUCAAGGCCAAAACUCACAACGGCCUCACUCAUACCAUCUAUUCCACACAUGAUCGAUUCCAUGAAGUUUACGGUAACCUCACUGACUAUUCCACCUACACCAGCUCUUCAAGCCCACUUUAUCACGGAAGGGAAACACGUAGCACUGUGGAAAAACACAUACUCACCAACGCUGCGAUGCGCAUCAAAGCAAGAAGCCGAAAACCUUCAAUGCGAAGUUCAUCCCACAUGCUCAUGUCAACCAGCGGAAACGAAAGUCAACUGCGUAUGCACAGACUACAAUCUGAUGGACGACUUCAACGGACAGUUGGAAAACCGACUUCCAAUCAGAAGACCGUGGAUCACCUUCGAGGAGGACCACACUACAGAGGACGUAUCGGUACGAGCAACCAUACCAAACCUAUCGACAGCGGAAAUAUUGGUGACCGUAAACGACGAUUUCGACACGACGGUGAAAGAAGUUACGGACUCCAUAUGCAAAGUCGAUACAACGGAAAUUACAGGAUGCUACAACUGCCCCCAAGGAGCAACAGCUGAAAUCACCUGCACAUCUCAAGAGGACGAUACCGUAGCAGAAAUUCUCUGCGAUAGCUACGCCUUUUCAGUCCCCUGCACCACAAAAGGAACCGUUUCUUCAUUGAAGUUCAACUUCCAGCACGCUCAAGUAUAUCUCUCAUGUACGUCAGCGUGUGGAACUACGAAAACCGGGUUCAAAAUUGCGGGAAUACUUCAUUGGACAAGAACGAUACACAGUGCAGCGGAACGACUUCUGGCAGGGGAGAGCAACCUGUACAAUGAGCUGCCAGUAAAACCGCUUCUACUUCAACAUGCCGAAGCCAAAAGAUGCUGCCACGGGAAAGCCAACAGAAGCUGA